AUGAUUAAAGCAGAGAAAGAUUACAAACCGGAAGAUGUGUUGAUUGAAUGCAAACCAUUUGUUCACUAUAUUUACAAUCAAUGCAAAGGUCUUAUAUGUGAAGAUUGUUUGACCAAAAGUAAUGGUUUGAAGAAAUGCGCGGAUUGUCAGCACAUGUAUUACUGCGACCGAAACUGUCAGCGCAACGACUGGAGGGCCGGACAUCGGUAUGAGUGCCAGAUAUUCAAGAAUCACUACCAGAAGCUAAUUGAUAAACAACAGAUGGCUAUACCAAUGUUGCGAAUGUAUCUCAUAAUAAAAACUAAUCCACAAAUUGUAUACAAAAAGUACAACACUGUUGGCGGACAACAGCGAUGUUUCGCCGAUUUGAUGUCACAUCGCGAAGACAUAUUGCAGGAACUGUUUAAAGUUAUUGCUAUAAAAGAUAUACACUUUAGGAUCAGUUCAUGUGGUGUUGAACUACCUCUCAAUGAUUUAAUCGAUAUGUUCUGUAAAUUUGCGAUCAAUUACUUCGAAACAGUGGCCGUCGAUAAUGUCCGCCAAUCUCGCCAUACAUGUGGCGCCGGAUUAUUCAUCGGUGCAUCCAUUUUGGACCACUCGUGUGCUAACAAUGUCUACGUCCACUCAGUGGGCAAUAGACUACAGAUAAAAGCAAGUCAUGCCAUCGCCGCCGGCGACGAGUUGACCACUUGUUAUGUAAAUUGUUUGCUACCAACUGUUACCAGAAGAAUGCAAUUGAAAAGUAGAUAUUAUUUUGAUUGUCACUGUCGUAGAUGUGAUGGCAAUGAUGAUGAUAGCGAUGAUAUAAUCAAAUUUGCUGAUUUGAUGGCCAAAAAUAUGCUAAUCAAACAACUUUUAAUGUAA
This is a messenger RNA of Oppia nitens, 864 nucleotides long. Its product is annotated as histone-lysine N-methyltransferase SMYD3-like. Gene Ontology annotation, molecular function: protein binding. Bases 1 to 864 code for a protein of 287 amino acids. Gene Ontology annotation, cellular component: nucleus. NCBI's taxonomy places the organism in Eukaryota, Metazoa, Arthropoda, Arachnida, Sarcoptiformes, Oppiidae. The transcript has a single exon. The record is from RefSeq and is a predicted model, not a curated record.